Messenger RNA from Suricata suricatta (meerkat), 2056 nucleotides. It is a transcript of the gene CTCFL, whose product is annotated as CCCTC-binding factor like. Bases 1 to 1941 code for a protein of 646 amino acids. The record is from RefSeq and is a predicted model, not a curated record. Lineage: Eukaryota; Metazoa; Chordata; Mammalia; Carnivora; Herpestidae. The transcript is spliced from 10 exons.
AUGGCAGGGACUGAGAUCUCUGUCCCUUCUGUGCAGUUUACCAGAAUCAAAGAACUGGAGUCGAUGCCAGAGAAAGCCCUGGAAGUGGCGGAGGACAAUGGCUUCUGCCAAGGGAGGGAGCACCGGGGCCCUGGAGACUUGGGGGCCAGGUGCCCCGACGGGCCCCUCCCAGGCAAGAUGCCGGAGGGGGAGCAGGAGCCGGCGCUCACCACGGAGGAGGGCGAGAAGCACAUCGUGACCCUGCAGACGGUGCCCUUUUCCUCCGAAGAGGUGCAGCUGCAGGCCGGUGGCUGGCUGACCCCGACGCCCGGGGAAGGGGUGCAGGUGACGCUCCCGCAGGCCAGCGGCGGGCUGCAGUCUCUGUGGCUUGAAGAGGGGUCCCAGCCAUGCAUGGCUGUUAACAUCCAGGAAAACAUGUACGCUUUGCAAGAGAUGGAGGUGACGCAGUUUCACGUUCUGGAGGGCAGCAUGGCCGCGGCCGCCGAAGACGGCAAAUUUGUGGUGAGCCUGGCUGAAAGCGCCGGGCUGAUCAAGCUCAAGAAAAGCCAGGAGGAGGACCAGCCCCCUGCUGAAGGAGGACUCGGUGCCCAUACCAAGGAGCAGUUCUUUCUUGUGGAAGCCAAGCCCGGCGACAGAGGAAGUGACGAAAUUGUUCUGACAAUUUCAAACUUAAACGUGGGAGAACAGGAAGGCAGACCUGCCUCUGAUCCAGGACCUGUUGAAAAAACCAACUCUACAAAAAAUCAGAAUACAAAGGAAGCAAAACGAACCUUCUGCUGUGAUAUCUGCACGUUCACCUCUUCUAGACUCUCGAGUUUAAACCGUCACAGGAAAAUUCACAGCACAGAAAAGCCUUAUAUGUGCCACCUGUGCCUGAGAGCAUUCCGCACCGUCACGCUCCUGCGGAAUCACGUCAACACCCACACAGGAACCAGGCCCCACAAGUGUGGCGACUGUGCCAUGGCCUUUGUCACCAGCGGAGAACUAGUCCGACACAGACGCUACAAACACACGCACGAGAAACCCUUUAGAUGCUCCCUGUGCACCUACGCCAGCGUGGAAGGCAGCAAGCUGAAGCGGCACAUCCGCUCGCACACGGGGGAGCGGCCCUUCCGGUGCAGCGUGUGCAGCUACGCCAGCAAGGACACCUACAAGCUGAAGCGACACAUGCGGACGCACUCAGGUGAGAAGCCCUACGAAUGCCACGUGUGCCACACACGCUUCACGCAGAGGGGCACCAUGAAGACACACGUUCUGCAGAAGCACACCAAGAAUGUCCCCCGACACCAGUGUCCACACUGCGCCAUCGCCAUCGCAAGGAAGAGCGACCUGCGCGUCCACCUGCACAAGCAGCACGCGUACAAGGCCGCCGAGAUGAAGUGCCGCUACUGCACCGCCGUCUUCCAUGAGCGCUACGCCCUCGUGCAGCACCAGAAGACGCAUAAAAACGAGAAAAGGUUCAAGUGUGAAUUCUGCCCGUAUGCCUGCAAGCAGGAGCGCCACAUGACCGUUCACAUUCGUACCCACACCGGAGAGAAACCGUUUCCCUGCACCUCGUGCAAUAAAUGUUUCCGACAGAAGGAGCUUCUGAACGCGCACUUCAGGCGGUGCCACGACCCCAGCUUCGUCCCGACGGUGCACCGCUGCCCCUCGUGCGGCAAGGGCUUCUCCCGCUGGAGUAACAUGCGAAGACAUUCCGAGAAGUGUGACGCGGGGCAAGGAGAGCCGGCGGCCUCGGGAACCGCGAGAAGACCGGAGGGAGACCUGACCGUCCUGAGAGACGCAGGAAAGGAGGACGAAGACGCCGCGAGGGAGGUCUGUGCUUUGAUGGGGGAGCAGUUCCCGGGAGAGACGUCGGCGGUCAGUCACGGUCACGGAGGCGGCGCGGCCGGCAGCGAGGCCCUGAGCUGUGACCUGAUCCUCCGGAUGAUGCUGGAGUGAGGGGCUUCCUGGGCGCCCCGGGCGGUCCGUUCUUCGCCAAGUUAGAAUUUUAGAGCAUCUUCUUCGAAACAAGUUCGUGACGAUGGGUGAUCUCAAGGUUUCCAGAGUUCGAGAU